Molecule: messenger RNA, 11675 nt
Organism: Ochlerotatus camptorhynchus
Lineage: Eukaryota; Metazoa; Arthropoda; Insecta; Diptera; Culicidae
Gene: Rbcn-3A
Product: Rabconnectin-3A
Exons: 19
Coding region: 160-10449 (3429 amino acids)
Biological process (GO): vacuolar acidification
Cellular component (GO): RAVE complex
Molecular function (GO): protein binding
Source: RefSeq, a predicted model, not a curated record
AAAGGUGAAAAAGAUUACCAAAAAAUAUUCAGUUCGUCCUCCGCGAGUGUGAAAAAUUGUAAAAAUAGUGCAAAUUUGUGCGUAAAAAUGCGAAAUCUGCUCGGAUCGGUUGCUUGAAAAUCUGUGGUGCACGAAGAACGUGAAAUCCAUGCCGAAAUCAUGAAUUGUCACCAGAUUUUGAGCGGCGCCUGCAAUGCUGGAGAUCGUUGUUUUGCAGUCGGAUCCGUCGAAGGAGUUCCAUUCACUGCGUACGCAGCAGGGUGUAACAUUGUUAUCUUAGCUAGUAAUUUCGAGCGAGUUCAGAUUAUCCCAGGAGCGGUACAUAACUACAUACGGAUCUCGGCGCUUGAUUGCAGUACUGAUACGGGUAAAAUCGCUGCCGCUUACGAGGACAAAAUAUGCAUCUUCGAGCCAACACCACUGAUACACAGUGACCGACCUUUAUCACAUGGGUUGGAAUACAAAUGGGUUCAGACGGGUAGCUUGCAAGCAACAUCGCACAUCAGUUCUCUGUCUUGGAAUUUGGAAGGAACUCGUCUGCUGACUGGCGGUACGGUUUUGCAGCUCUGGCAUGAGCGACUGUCUAAGCAGGAUGACGAUGAACCUACAUCCGUCAAGUUCGAAAUUGGUGGCGAUCGUGACCCCAGAACCCCGACAAAUGAGGAAGAAUCCGAUUCACAUUGGGAUUGUGUUUGGAAAUGUCACACCGCCACACCAGUUCAUCACAUGGCUUUUAGCCCGGAUGGCACGCUAUUUGCUACAUCCGGGAAAAGCGAUCGUUUGGUCAAGGUGUGGUACGAAAACAAGCACAUCUUGUUUCCGAAUAAAAGUUUUGAUCAAGCACAAUCGCAAAGCUUUUGCGGCAUACCGGAAGCGAGCUAUGGCUUCGUGUAUGUUGCUCACCCAAGAGCCGUGACUCAUCUAUCUUGGCGCAAAACAAGCAAAUACAUGCCUAAGGGAUCCGUUUCCAACAUGCUUGUGACAUCGUGCUUGGAUAACAUCUGUCGUAUAUGGGUGGAAACGGUCUUACCGGAUGAUGGCUUAGUCAAUAUGAACCAAUUCGAUCCCCUUGCAUCACAAAACCCAAAGUUUCGAACUCACAGGCACAAACAUCGUUUUAUGCAGCGUUUGAAGCACAUGAAGACAUGCUUCCACAUAAGACGUCAUGCCAAGCAUAACGGUGCCACUGGCCUCAAUGGAAUGGGAGCGGGUUUCGGGGGUCCAGGGGCAAGCGCUGGUUUCGGAAAUCCACCAAUACCGACACUCCCGUCUACCUACAGUGUACAUGAUUUCCACUCAUACGGUUAUCAUGGUACUGGAAUGACGCCAGGAUUGCAUUUCCAUUUGGCUGCCUCAAUCAACGCCGAAACGGACAUACCACUGGUACCUUCGAUGCACACGAACGACCCUUCGACGCAGCCUAAUUUCAUUCUACAUUGGCUCAACAACAAAGAGAUGCAUUUCUCUCUGCAAGCAGAGGCUAUUUUACAAGAAAUGACUAGAAAAGUUAUCGAAAAGGAAGAUUUAUUGUCUGGAGCAAACAGCGAUGGACAUUCCGAAGGACUACACGAAGACGAUUUACCGAACGAAGAUGGCAGGAGAAAACCAAAAAUGAAAUCUACAUUUUCACAAGACGAGAGCAACAGUGAAGAUCAUCCUCCUUAUCCGACGCACCGUUCACCUUCGGUAGGAGGUGCUUCCCAUGCAGGAUUACCAAGUCAUCACACGUUAUCGAAUACAACUUCAAUAAAUUCGUUGGCCAAUGACGGUGGAAAUAUACACGUCACGGAUUCACUGGAUAUGAAAAUCGAAUGUCUGCUUCGAGAUUGGCAUCACAGCCCGGAUUUGUUGUUUUCGAUCCAUCCAAUCGAUGGAAGUUAUCUGAUAUGGGUGGUUGAGUGGCUCGACGAGUAUCAUCCCGGAUCGUUCCGGCAGGCACAGGUGUCGUUCUCUACAAGGAUUCCUUCUGCGUUCCCAUUGGGUGAUGCAAUGUCAAUGUCCACUACGGUCGCUCUAUACAACACUGGAGGAAACCUAGGUUUUCGCGAUAUGAUAGUGAAAGGACCAAAAGCAAGCAACGGAAGUAACGGUAGCAACAAUCCCGAUGUGAACAGUGAUAUCGUAACAUCACUUCCCAGUGUCCUGGAAGAAAAUGAAGGUCACGAAGAAGACAACGACGCAGCAAGUGGAGAUGGCGAUGCUGAAUCCAAAGGAGCCGGGGAAGCCACUGGCAAUGAAAAUGCAGCAGAACAUUCGGACAUCCUAACUGCUCCUCCAUCACCAGUCAUCUCGAUGGUAACAAAGCAUUCAAACGGAACGCUCAAUCUAUGGCAGCUUACUUUUGCGGAUAAAACUAAAUUCUCCCAGGUUCUGAGCAUAGGCCAUGCUUCGAGAGCAUCUGGUCAUCGAUUCCGCGUGAACGAUAUAACUUGCCAUCCGGUGUUGCCCCUUUUGCUCACAACCUCCCAUCAUAAUAUUCCAGACAUUCCAAGUUCGAACGCAAGUUACCCUGGCAAACAGUCAGGCGAUCCCGAUUACAAACCGCAUCGUCCGAAGGACAUAUGCACGCCAUCUGGAUUCUGCUCGGAAUUAAUCCUGUGGCGUGUGGAUGCAGUUGGACCACUUUCGCAAUCUGGAGGAGUUAGUGAAUUGGCUCGCAUCAAUUCGCCAGAAAUCUCUGCAUUCAGUAACGUAGCUUGGAUUCCGACACUGCUUCCUAGUACCACGUUAGGAAAUUUGAGUAACUCUCCAUCGGCGUGUUUUGUGGCGAGCGAUGGCGAAAGUCUACGGGUGUACCAAGCGGUGAUUGAUGCUAGAACACUUCUUGCCGAGAUUUCUAGCUCCGAAAGACGCUUCCGUCGAAUGGACUCGAUGGUGUCGCUCUCGACGGAAUCAUCCUCGGAUAACGUACCCGCAACACAGUCAGCUUUGCACGAUAAAAUAAAGAUCGUUUCACAGCAAUCAACGGCUAGGCCAGGAUGCAUAAUACAGUUGGAUGCAAUCGACGAUGCUACCCACGAUUGGCAAAACACUCAAUUCCUUCAUGUAUUCCAAGAGCAACUCAUAACGGGGGAACGCUCGGAAGAACCCAUUUUUGCUGGAAAUGAAAACAAACCACCUGUGGGAUUGAUGGACGGCCAGAUGGGCGCAAUGGUGGAUUUACAGAGAAAUGCUCAAUUUGAAGAACCUUUCUAUUUGGUGGUACUAGAACGGACACAAACCGGAACUACCAUUCACAUGUGGCGCAUUGUAAUUGCAUCCCAACCAGCCGCACCAGACGAACUGAGCAGUAGUAUGAUGUAUGUGCCAGAUAGCAACCUGGUUCAGGAUCUGGACGACCCUGAGUUUAUCCACCGGGCUUCAAUGGCUGGAGUUCAAAUACCAGAAGACGCUAAAAUUCCAAUCGAUCAAAGUCCGCAUGUCAACAUUACAACGACCAAGGUAUGUACCCAAGAACUACCACUACCUGACGGGGUAGAUGUCAUACAUGCCGCACCAGCUGCUGGACACCUGAGCUCAUCUUCGAUUUAUCCGGCUUGCUUUGCACCGUACAUAAUUGUAACCGCUUGUUCCGAUUCGACUGUCCGCUUUUGGAAGUGCAAGGCGCCUAAAAGCGAUGCUAGUGCAGAGAGCAAACUGAACUUCAAAUAUGAAUGGUUCGAAUGGGAAAUGAUACGGAAGGACCAAGAAUCGACCAUCGAUGUUAAUGGACAGCUCUUGCACAUAAGUGCGGCUUAUUCGGGAAGAAUCGCAUGCGCAUACAAAUAUGGGAAAUCGUUCACUAGACCGACAAAAAGCAGCGAUCCGGAAUCACGCUAUGUAAAUCUUUGCGUUGCUAUCUAUGAAUGUGAAAGUACCGGUGGCAGCGAGUGGGUUCUUGAGGACACUAUUCAUCUGAAGAACAUUCACUUACCGAGAAUUCAAGUUGAUCCACAUUUGGAUUUAAGCUACCUGUACGAUAAUCGAACUUUGCAAAAGAAACAACGAUUGAAUCAAAUGUUGCAAACGUUGUCCCAUGACGAAAUUCGAUCAAGUCGUAACGGAGACGUCACUCCAGAGUCUCUAGCAAAGCCCGGUUCAGGGUUGUUGGCAGUGCCGAGCUUCAGUACACUUCAGUCACUGCGAAAAAGUAUAACGGAGCAUGGUAAUACGUGUCCACUUACUCAAAAGCAUCUCGUUCAACUGGACUGGGUUUCAAAGGAAGACGGUUCCCACAUUCUCACCGUUGCUGUUGGUAGCAAAAUAAUGCUAUUCACACCGGUUUCCAGUGACCUGGCACAAUCAAACAUGAAAGCCAUGAAGGAAUCGCAAUCGUCAAAUCGGCCACUUCUAAGGAAGGCAAGUUCUCUGGCGCAGCCCCAUUUCAAUGAUGAAAUACGAUGGAUGAAACUACGCCAGAUUGGGCUGCAAACAGCCGACGGUCUGCCUCCUUUGCCAAUGCAAAUAUCUUGGGUUCGGGACGGUAUAUUUGUUGCUGGUAUGGAUUCCGAAAUGCAUGUCUACUCUCAAUGGAAACCGCAAAAUAAUGCCAUCAAUCAUAUGGAGAUUGAAGAUUUGUACGACAAUCGUUACUUGAAAGAUGAGGAUCUUCGUUCGCUCGCACAAGAGAAUACUCAGAGACGUUUGGCCAAUGUGUCAUCGAUGCCAGUAUUAUCCCGUGUGAGUUCCAUAAACCUUCAAAUGCUCUCGAACGAUAGCAAGAAGAAGAAACCUGGUACUGCCAGCACUGGUCAGCUUAAUAGUGGCAACGAACAGCAGCAACCAGUGCACGACUACAUGACUGACUACGGUCUGUUUGAGGCGUCCAGGAUCGCCUGUCCUGUUUUACCACAGUAUCAUCCGAAACAACUAAUGGAACUGCUCAACUCCGGUAAAAUUCGUUGGGUUAAAGCAAUUCUGGCACAUCUGGUCCGAUGCAUCAGUGGUUCGUAUACUAUUCGUGGAGGCGGAAGCGAAGAAGAGAGCCUCAACAGACAGCGUGGUUGGUCUAGAUCUCGCACACUUUCUGUUAGCUGUCCAGCAGGCACUGUUAGUCCUCUUGAACCGAGAGGAUCGACGACACAGAUUCCUGAGGAAUUGACUUUGGAUUAUGCCGAAAUAACGUCGAUUCCUCCAUUACCGCUGUGGACCCUACUGGCGGCUGACAAAGAAACCGUCGGAUUACCUACACAGCAGAGCGAAGAAAUAAAGGACUACAAUGAACUGUUCGAGAGCAACGUGGUCGACGAAUCGCUUGAUGAUCUACUGGAAGAUGAACCAGAUGUCAGCCGUAUUACCGAUCGACGUUCUUCGCUUCCGGAAAGACACUAUCUGUCGCAUUUCGGCCCAAGACAAGGUCAACUGCUUUCCCGCUUAUUAACUCACACUCACCUACCGGGUCUUUCAUCACUUGACCAGAUGCACCUUCUAGCGCUUGCGGACACAGUAUCUACGUGCAAUACGGAUUUUGCAGAAAGAUUUGCAAUUGAUGCUGCCAAGACUGCGAUCGCCAAGGAAAACUUGACAGGGGUUCCAAAUACCGAGAGCGUUUCAACGGACUCUUUAGACGACCGUGGUUUGAGAUUUUUGCUUGCCAUGAAACACUACAACUACCUACUCCGUUGUUUACCGAUCGCUCAAAGACAAUCGUUCCAGAAACAGGGAGUUGGAACCGCCAACAUAGUUUGGGCUUUCCACUCCGAAAGCGAAGAAGAGUUGUUAAAUUUCAUUCCUUCGUAUGCGAAAGGUCAACCAAAGUGGAGUGUGUUGAAAGAAUUAGGUGUUGGUUGGUGGUUGAAGAAUAAUAGUCUUUUGAGACCAUGUAUCGAUCGCUUGGCGAAGGCCUCCUUCCAAGCGAACCAAGAUCCUCUGGAUGCUGCGUUGUACUACAUGGCAAUGAAAAAGAAGUCUGUCGUUUGGGGAUUGUACAGAUCGCAGAGAGAUGAUAAAAUGACUGCUUUCUUUGCUAAUAAUUUCAAUGAUAAUCGUUGGCGCAAGGCUGCUCUGAAAAAUGCGUUCGCUCUUUUGGGUAAACAACGUUUCGAACAUGCAGUAGCGUUCUUCUUACUCGCGAAUUCAUUAAAUGACGCCUUAGAGGUCUGUUUGACCAAAUUACAGGAUUUACAGCUAGCGCUCGUUAUCACACGUUUGUACGAAGGAGAACACGAUGCUACUCCACCAAGCUUCAAGAGACUGCUGUAUGAAGAAGUUUUAGGAUGCGAUAAAAAUGGUGAAAAUCAAGAUCUUAGCCGUGCUCAUCCUGAUCCCUUCCUAAGAUCAAUGGCUCUUUGGCUUCUCAAAGAUUAUUCUGGCAGUCUUAGUACAUUGCUAAACAGUAACAUUGGUAGCAUGCACCCCCUAUUCGACGAUGAUAACGCUGCGAGUCAUGCAGAAGGAUCACAUGCUACGAAUCCAAACGUCUUUAACUUUUAUGUAUAUCUACGCACGCAUCCCUUACUUAUUCGUCAGCAUAUCGCAUCAUCUGCUCAAGAUAAGAAACGUGCCCAAGUAGUUCUAGCCGGAUUCAGUUACGGAAAUGAAACAACAUCCUCAACAAAGCCAGGCCUUACUACCGACAAGCAGAUCCAGCUGGAAGAUUCUAUUACGCCACUGGAACGACAACUGUAUUUCACAACAGCUCAUGCACACUUCAAGGCAGGUUGUCCAGCACUUGCUUUAGAAGUACUUAGCAAACUUCCAUCGAAGGUCAUUGAUCAGGACUUAACCAGUCAGCCGCAAACGCCUAAUGAUGCCAAAACGCAAUGUAACUCUAUUACAACUGGAAUUAUUGAUUGGAGCAAGACAAGCCAAGCAGAUUCCGGAAAGGAAACAUCAAAUUCUUUGGAUUGGAGCGCCCCAGCCUCAUCGACGACCGUAGAUUGGAGCACACCGGCAAGUUGUUUCGAUUGGGGUGCUCCUGUUUUAUCUCAGGUAUCAAAUGGUGCUGAUGAAUUCAAACUCGAGUGGGAUGACGAUGAAAAGAAUGAGGACGAUGAAGAUAGUUACGAAGGCAUACAGCUGAAGAAAACUGACGUGGAAGAGAAAACCGAACGUUCGGACGAAAACGAGGCGGACUCCAAAGGAAGUUUAGAUAUAAUGGCUCAGCAGUUGAAAUUCAUAGCAUGUUUGAAGAUUCUUAUGGAAGAACUAUCAACAUUAGCCACUGGAUUUGAAGUUGAUGGAGGGCAGUUACGAUACCAAUUGUACGUGUGGUUGGAGCGGGAAGUUGAAGCCCUAAAGCAGCUCUGUAAUUACAGCAGCGGAGACUCGGAUAAUACAGCAAUUGAGGACAAUAACACAACGGAUGCAAUAGAUCGAGACACCCCGGUGUUGUCGAAUAAAUUCCCGCAUGAUAAACCGACUUUGCAUGAAAUUCUAAUCCAGGAGAAACAAGACUUUGAAGCCAAAGUGCAUCGGGCCGCCAGAAGGAAACGUUGGUUGAAAGCAAAUGAAACGCUUUUAAGAACCUUGUUGAGUUAUUGUUCGCUUCAUGGAGCAAGUGGUGGUGGUCUAGCAUCCGUUCGGAUGGAACUGGUUUUACUGUUGCAGGAACUCCAACAGGAGAAAACUCAACAACAAUUGCUUAGUCCGUUACCAUUCCCCACUACUCUACCACUGUUAAGUGCAUGCGUAGCUGGCAAUAAGACAGUAAUAGCAGAUCCCUUGCGCUACUUACAAUCUCAUACCCACGAUAUGCUGCAAACUAUAGUAGACAUGAGGAACCCACCACAUGCUCAACGCACAGUUUUUCCAAAUGGAAUCUUUGUAUUGCGGGACCUUGGGGUUGCGCUAUCUGCAUGUAUCUAUCAAUCCCUCUGCGAUUCGGAUACAUUCAGCGUAAAGCAAUCGACCGUCAAUGAAGGUUGUAAUAGCCCUGGAAUGGAAACAAUCGCUAAGCUAAACGCAAGCUGCCAAAGUACACAUCUCAUGGCAAACGCUGCGGCACACCAAAGACGACGGAAGUAUUCGACUGACGAACCACUCGCUGUAAGUACGCCUCCUUCCAAAUGGCCAGGUGUAACCAAUCUCCGGGCGCUUCUUGCUCGCGAAAAGGAUGAAGACACACCUCGAUUGAAUGUACUAUUGUGUGAAUCAUUCGUUGCCACCUAUAUGGCACUUUUCGUGUACGCUUUAACGACCUGCGAUUGUCACAUAUUGUAUCGAUUGGCUGGACAAAAUUUCACAGACUACACAUGGUCCACGCUGUACGGCGGAGGUGUUAAAAAGCUUCUCCGUAAGGCUACGUCACAUGUGCAGGCUGCCCAACAAGUCGUGCAAGCGCAGGUCCAGCAGGAAAGCCUGGAUAGCCCAGUGACCGACGGGAGCGUCUGGGGAGCGGUUACUUCACUAACGAAACAGCGAGUGAAACUGAACAUGAAACUGCUUGGGCAUUUCGCUGGACCGCAAGGUCCAGCCAACAUGAAGGAGGAUAAGCCUACUUAUCGCGAGCAGUUCGUUCCUCCUGAGAUGUCUAUGGUGGCAUAUUUCCUCACAAAGCCAAUUCCGAAAGGUGAUCCCGAUGAAGACGAUUACGAUUCAGCUGAUUCUGCGGUAUCCGAUUUAGACGAAGACGACGAUGACGAGGACGUUUUCAAUGACCCGUUAAACAACGAUCCAAAAGCCAGUCAGGUAUCCGCUGCUGUAAGAAAGCAUCGACGUGAAAACACGGAGCACUCUAAUCCAAACUCCUAUUCGUGGUCUGUUAUGCGACUGGCAUUGAUAAGGGUUGCCCAAAACCACUUGCAGACAUUCAUCAAUGUUGCAGGAAUUGAAAUGCAAGAACUACCGGUGUGCAGUCCGUUGAUUCAUGGCAUUCUUCGUUCCUUGUCUUCGUGGCAAGAUCUGCUGAAAGAAGAAUUAGAAAACCGAGGUCCUGCAUCGGUUGAUUACAUUCCAGGCUGUUUUGUCGAGUCAGAAGCAAAAGGCCCCGCAAUCCAUAAGUAUCGUUCACUGUUGGAGAAAUCCAACACACCGUUUAGCCCAUGUCUUUCAUCCGCUGCACCCUCCCGAAGGCUGUGGAACUACUUGGUACGUAUCGAGCUUGUGCAGGAUAUCUUCAUUCGAGCAGUAUUUGGCAAGAAGAAACCCUCACUUAAUCUAAUCGACACAACGGUCGGAUCUAUAACUAAUUCGGCCAACGAUUCCGGUACACCCGUUGGAAACGAGUCCGCAGUGGUUGCUGGUGGGCAAACACAUCUUCAGAACAUUCCAGAACCCGUUCGUAUUAUCCAUAAGGACCAGGAGCAGAUUUCCGCUUUCUGUCUCAAUCUAGUGAAUUCUGGAUUGUUGGCAUUGGCCACUCCCAGAGAGGUACAAGAAAUGGAUAUCUCUCUGCUGCUGGAAUCACCCAAUUGGAUGGAGGACGAAUGCGAGAUGGAUAUCAUGAACCUAAUGAAGGAUAUCGAAACGGUACCGUCAAGCAACUUCCUAGUUAUACAGACAUCUACAGAUAAACAUUUAACCAACACAAACAUCAAUGCCGCACAAAAUUUCGGUGUGCCGUCUAGUCCACAACCUGGUAUUGCAGGACAAUCAGGACGUGGCGCGUCCGUGAUAAAAGGAGCAACAUUUCCCGGAAGUCAGUGUCCACGCUUCUGCAAACUGGUUAUUGAGCGUUCAAAGCACUUGCUGAAACCGGUGCUCAAGCAUAAGGUGGACAACAUCAAGCGCAUGAGCGCUCAUCCGCUAAUGCCACUCUAUCUAACAGGCGGUCAAGAUGGGUCGGUGCAAAUGUGGGAAUGGGGUCACCAGCAAGUGGUUUGCACACCACGACCACCGGGAACAUUUGCAAAGGUCACCAGAUGCCGGUUCUCACAGCAUGGUAACAAAUUUGGCAUAGCCGAUGGCGAUGGCAAAUUGAGUUUGUGGCAAGUUGGAUUAGCUAGUCAGAGCAAUAGACCGUUCUUUACCUAUUUAUGCCAUAAUAAGGGAAUAACUGAUUUCGUAUUUCUCGGUUCGUGUAGUUUAGUGGCAACAGCUGGCCAGAGUUCAGAAAGUAAGAAUGUUGCCAUUUGGGAUACCCUUUUACCCCAGAAAAAGGCCCUUGUGUCGGCUUUCACUUGUCAUGAUCAGGGUGCAUCUAGUCUGGCGUAUGCGCCACAACAUCAAUUGUUGAUAUCUGCUGGCAAGAAAGGUGAUAUAUGCAUAUUCGAUGUACGACAGCGUGUACUUAGACAUCGCUUCCAGGCUCAUGAAAAUCCGAUCAAAUGCCUGGCUAUCGAUCCACACGAGGAACAUUUUGUGACUGGAUCAGCCGAUGGUGAUAUAAAGGUUUGGGGCUUAACGGUUCACACGCUGCUGUACAGCUUCAUAGGUGAGCAUGCGCGCAGCAGCUUCUUCAAGCACAUUGGCCAAGGUGUGACGCAGUUGCAGAUCGAUCAGGGCGGUCGCCUCUUCUCCUGUGGUGCUGAUGGUUCCAUGAAAGUUCGGCUCCUGCCGGACCGGGAAUCGAUUGUCCAUUCGCUGUAUUAGUUUACUAGUAUUGAAAUUAAGAUCAGAAUCGCUAACAUUACAGAAUAAUACAAUAUUUUACAGGACGUUGCGAAAUUUACAAACAACAAAACUACAACGUGUUUAAAAUUUAGGAAACGACCCCCUGUGUGUUAUAGUAAUUGUAACGAGCAUAGAGAGUCAAAAUCAUACACACAUACAUAUAUACAAAAUACACAAAAUCAAGUAUUGAUAAAUUUUAUCCUUGGAAAUUAUAAAAUAUGCAGACAUUUUCAUCUAAAUUGUUAUCAUACAAAUAAACCACGAAACUUUCAAAUUAAAACUUAUUACUAUUCUUGCUCUUUGAAACUACCGCUGUUGAAAAAUAAUGAAGCAUCCACUAACAUCAGAAAAAAAAAUCAUUCUUACCGCUGACAAUACCCAGAUUAAGAUGUACUACAUGUAUUAAAUAGCAGAAAAUACCAAAAAAGAGAGUUUAUAAAAGGUGAAACUAAUUAUAUAGGAACAGAUAGAGCGUAUGUAUUAGCGAGAUCUAGAAAUUGUCUUGAGGAGAUGAAAAAUUAAAAGAGUAGCUAGCAGUAAAAGAAGAUGUUCUAUAAGAAAGUUAAUCCUAUUGCUUAGAUAUGUCGGUCCUAAAAGAUAUCGAUAUUGUUGUGUUAUUUUUUCUGAUUGCAUUAUACAAAAACUAUCGAUUGAUGAUUUACCUAUCGUUUAGUUUAAUUUGUAAAAUGCAGCGUUUGCUUUAUAUGUUUCCAUUUGUACACUGAAAAUUACUUUAAAUUUAACAUUAUCACGAACAGCAGAAUCAAUUUAAUUGUUAUACUGUUGUUGACUAAUAACAAAACUAAAUUAACAACUAGAACAAUAUAAAACAGUCGUCUCAACAAAGUAUUUAGCCUAUUACGAUACAAUCACACGCUGCACCUAACUAUAUUUGCGAAUCGUAUUAACACUUGAACACACCAUGGUAUGGAUACACUUUUAUUGGAAAUUAAGCAACAGAAACUGUUGUAUACAAAAUCCACCUAUUUACACAAUAUGUAUAAUAACUGCUAUUGAUAACAAUACCUUGAACUAACGAAAGCAUUAUUUAGGGAACGACAAUGAAAAUAAUAUAUAUAUAUAUAUAUAUAUGAAAAUCGUGUAAAACAUAUAUGCAACAUAGUUAAAAAGAAAAGUAAGCGAAUAAUGCGAAGGAUAAAUCUUAGGGAAAUUUUAUUUAUUUAUGAAUAAAUGUUUAUCGUUGA